GCAGUGCUUUAUGGUCACCAUUCAAAACAACAAAGGAAUUUAUUGAAAAAGAUUAAAAGAUAACAAAAGGAUUUAUUUAAGGGGCAUUAUUUGCAGUUAUUGGUUACGGAGUAGGAUUUGCCUUAUUUAAAGCUAAAACAUUAAGAGGCUUUAGUGCUGGUACUGCAGCAACAUGGCGAUUUAGAGAUUAGAUUGAAUAAUGAUUUAAAUAAUAUAUAUAUUAUUAAGCUCAGCAUUUGUUUUAGCAUGUUCAUCAGAACAAUAAGAAUGUGCAAAUCAAUUGUAUUCCUUUGAAUUUGAAGUUUUUGGUAAAGUCUAAGGAGUCUAUUUCAGAAAAUAUACUUAACUCAAAGCUUAAGAGUUAGAUUUAGUUGGUUGGGUGCAAAACACAAAAAAAGGCACAGUCAUAGGAAUAGCAUAAGGGAGAAGAACUAAUGAGAUGAAGGAAUGGUUGAAACAUACAGGAAGUCCUAAAAGCAUCAUAAAGAAGACAGAAUUUAAAAACGAUAAAAUUAUAGAUGAAUUAGAAUAUGAUUAAUUUGAUAUCAUUAAAUGAUAAAU
Messenger RNA from Paramecium primaurelia, 561 nucleotides. NCBI's taxonomy places the organism in Eukaryota, Ciliophora, Oligohymenophorea, Peniculida, Parameciidae. The record is from the annotation of a GenBank genome assembly.